AUGCCAACAAAUGGGAUCCACCAGGUCUUGAAGAUCCAGUUUGGCUUAAUCAACUGUGAUAAUCGAUACCUAACAGCAGAGAGUUUUGGCUACAAGGUCAAUGCCUCGGCGCCCAGCCUGAAAAGGAAGCAAAUAUGGACCCUGGAGCAGGAUGGAGAGAGCUCUGUGGUCUUCUUGAAGAGCCACCUAGGUAGGUACUUAUCUGCUGACAAAGAUGGCAAGGUCUCAUGUGAAGCUGAGAAGCCGGGAAGCGAUGGACGUUUCAUUAGUAUCACUCAGUCGGACGGGCGCUGGGCACUUCAGUCAGAACCACACAAGCGCUUCUUCGGUGGCUCUGAAGAUAAUUUGUCCUGCUUUGCUCAAACCAUCACUGAAACAGAGCUCUGGACGGUCCACUUGGCCAUCCACCCUCAAGCUAAUCUCUUGAGCGUUAGCAGGAGAAGAUAUGCCCAUCUCAGUGCCCAAGAGGACGAGAUCUCCACCGACAGUAACAUUCCCUGGGGUGUGGACUCCCUCAUCACGCUCACCUUCCAGAACAAGAAGUAUUGUCUGCGAACGUGCGACAAUCGCUACCUGCGCAAUGAUGGCACCCUGGUCAAGGAGCCUGACCUUCGUGCUGGCUAUACACUGGAGUUCAAGGCAGGCAAGCUGGCCUUCAAGGAUUGUGAUGGGAAAUACCUUGCCCCCAUGGGUCCUACUGGCACUCUCAAAUCUGGCAGGAGCUCCAAGCCAGGUAAAGAUGAACUCUUUGAUCUGGAAGAGAGUCACCCACAAGUAGUUUUCAUGGCCUCCAACGGCAGAUACGUCUCCAUCCGGCAAGGUGUCAAUGUAUCAGCCAAUCAGGAUGAAGAGACACACCAUGAGACCUUCCAGAUGCAGAUUGACAAAGAAACCAAGAAGUGCAUCUUCCAUUCCCACACAGGCAACUACUGGACUCUGGUGUCACAUGGUGGGAUUCAAGCCAUGGCCACAGAAGUAUCAGCAAACACCAUGUUUGAUAUUGAGUGGCGUGGUCGGCGUGUAGCUCUCAAAGCUGGCAAUGGAAAAUAUAUCUGCACCAAGAGAAAUGGACAACUAGCUGCUGUCACUGACACAGUAGGGGAGGAUGAGGAAUUUGUUCUCAAGCUGAUCAACCGUCCCAUCCUGGUUCUUCAUGGGGACCAUGGCUUUGUGUGCUACCAUCGCAAUUCCAACAUGCUGGAUGCCAACCGCUCCACCUAUGACGUCUUCCAGAUCAUCUUCAAUGACGGCGCCUACCAGAUCAAAGGCCUAGGUGGCAAGUUUUGGUACGUGGCCAGCAAUGGCACCGUGUGCAGUGAUGGUGAAAGGUCUGAAGAUUUCUUCUUCGAGUUCCAUGAGAGCAGCCGCGUGGCCAUUAAGGGGAAGAAUGGCAAAUACCUUCGAGGCGACCAAGCCGGGACACUGCGUGCUGAUGCGGAGACCCUGCAUCGUGCUACACUUUGGGAGUACUGA
This is a messenger RNA of Gekko japonicus, 1473 nucleotides long. RefSeq names its product fascin actin-bundling protein 2, retinal (gene FSCN2). The record is from RefSeq and is a predicted model, not a curated record. Gene Ontology annotation, molecular function: actin filament binding; protein-macromolecule adaptor activity. NCBI's taxonomy places the organism in Eukaryota, Metazoa, Chordata, Lepidosauria, Squamata, Gekkonidae. Gene Ontology annotation, biological process: establishment or maintenance of cell polarity; actin filament bundle assembly; cell migration. The transcript is spliced from 5 exons. Bases 1 to 1473 code for a protein of 490 amino acids. Gene Ontology annotation, cellular component: actin cytoskeleton; cytoplasm.